Melanaphis sacchari is the source of this 519-nucleotide messenger RNA. RefSeq lists its product as uncharacterized. The coding region runs from base 1 to 519 and encodes 172 amino acids. Gene Ontology annotation, molecular function: protein dimerization activity. The transcript has 4 exons. NCBI's taxonomy places the organism in Eukaryota, Metazoa, Arthropoda, Insecta, Hemiptera, Aphididae. The record is from RefSeq and is a predicted model, not a curated record.
AUGUCAAAACAAACUAAAUUAUUUGAUAUACAUCCAAAGGAAAUUUCAAAGCAAAAGAUAAAUGAAUUGGUUUUUGAGUAUAUUGUAAGUGAGAUGCGUCCACUUGUAACCUGUGAAAAACCAAGUUUUCGUAAAUUAAUUCUGGGACUCACUCAAUCAAAUGAUGAAACAAUUUUGCCAAAUAGAAAGCAAAUAUCAAAACAGCUAACAACAAAUUACAAUGCAUAUGUAUUAAUGCUAACUAAUGUGAUUGAAAAACAAAAUUAUAUCUGCACAACAGCUGAUAUUUGGAGUGGGAAUAACAAAAGUUACAUGGGUAUGUAUGAUAUUUACAUAGAUAUUUUAAACCAAUACCCUAUUAUUAAAGAAGUAUUCCUCAAAUAUAACACUACAAUUCCCUCCUCGGCACCAGUUGAGAGGUUAUUUAGUAAGGUAAUACAAGUUUUAAUACCUAGGCGUAAUAGGUUAAAUUAUAAAACGUUUGAUAUGAUUUUAUGCUGUAGAUCAAAUAUAGUUUGA